GCCACAAAUCGAUGUGGCCGCCAGUGCGAUUCGUGGCAUGCACAUGACAAGCGCCAGGACGUGGCAAGCGAAUCGAUCAAUGCGCCAACAGGGGGAUACUGCAGUAGUCAUUGGCAGCAACAACAGCAUCAGCAGCAGCAGCGACUGCCAAAAAAACAAGCAACACCCCGAGCAGAUAAUACCAAAACAUUAUGGCCAAUGUGGACGAUAGCAACAGUAGUGGCGACAGUGGCGGCCAUGGAGAUGAGUUGCACUCACGUCGUGACUCGCUGCAGUUGCUCACGAAGUUGGACAAGGCGGUUUCCACCAACGAUAUACUGCUGGAUCUGCAGCGUGCGCUCACCUACGAUGCGGUCUUCAGCACGCUCGUCGAGCACAAGAUGCAGGCCCUCAAACGCGACUACGAGGAGCACAAGCGGGCCAAGCGCAAGAAGCGCAAAUCCAUUGGACGCAUUCUACUGCCGCGCAAGCUGUUUGGCGGUCGUCGGUCUAGCAAGGAUGAAUCCGAGCCGGAGGACGAGGAGCUGCCGAGUAAAAGUCUGCGUCAAGCGAACACUGCCCCCGAUAUCGAGGUGGCCUCCAGCUCGCGACAGGUGGUGCAGAGCACGGAGGAUAGCGUGGCCAGCACGUUGAGCAACUCGUCGGGUCGCCAGACAACGCUGCCCCGUCACAGUCACAGUCUCCUAGUGCAGGCACAGACACAUACGCCCGCACCAAUGCCAGCAGGACAGCGGGAUAGCAGCUCCGAGGAGGAGCAGGAUGGAGAUGGUGGUGGUGGUGGCGGUGGUGGCCGACCACCCGAGACGCGACAUUCCAUGAGCACAACGACCAACGGCGAUCAACCGGAUUACCUCACACCGGUCGCCUCCUGCUACGACAAUACCUCGCUGGCCACGGCGACCCCAACAGCAACUGCAACUGUGGUUGGUGGCAGCGCCCGUGGCGGCAAUCUGCACAGCUCCACCAUGGCAGAUGACAGUUUGACGACCUCGUUGCACGGCAGUCUCGAGAGCCUCUCCUACUCCAGUUCCCGCUGCACGGUCAGCUUUGGCGGCGCCGAAAUCAUUGCGAUGGCCCACGGCGAUGCGGACACACGCGAGCGCGUGCGUCUGGCCAAGCGACUGCGCAUCCUGGAGGCCAAGUCUAUCAGUGCCCAAUGCAGCCCCAUCUUUCCGCGCAGCGUGGUGCGUUCGAUGCUGUUGCCACAGCCGCAACAGGCGCGGAUACAUGUGAAUGUUCCCUCCAGCCUGGCCAGGCCGCAUCCGUCAGCUCAGCCGCCACAUGUGGCUCUGGAAAUUGAAUCGCUGCCCUUGCCACAGUUGCCGCCUCAGCAGCUGCAACAUGCUCUGCCAGAGACAAUGCUGUUGCCGCAGCGCAGGCGCCUCCUUCCCAAGCAACGUUCCUGCACAGAGAGCUACUCUGGCGGCUACUCGGGUGGCAGUGAUUUCGAUGGUGCGGCUGCCUAUGCGCGAUAUUUCUCGCGGCAGAACACGUCCGAGGAUAGCGCCAAUGUGACUGUUAGCACUGUGCUAGCCCAGAGUGACUCCCAAUCAUUACACGCCCUGCCCAGCUAUGCGAAUACGCCGACAGCCUCUGCCGGACGAGAGCCGAGACACCUCAAAUCGCGGAGCACCGGACUGCUGGCAAUACGCCGUCCGGUGACGCCAGAGGCGAUUAUUAUUCCUAUGGAGGAUGCCGAUGCGGAUGAGGAUGAGCGGCCGUUGCCGGCACAACUCGCUGAGAAGCUGCAUCGCAUGACCUCCACCUCGACGGGUUCUAGUGUGGCGCCCACUGGCUGCUGCACCACAGCCAAAUCGGCGGCGUCUCGCGCCAAGGAGAAACACUUUCAGAGCUUUAAGCCCACGCUGACCAUGUCAGUUGCGACGGCAGCGCAAAGCACAGGCAGUGACGAUGAGUAUCGACGCCGCAAGCGGAAGUAUAAACGCCAUCAUCGCUGCUCGGAUCCCGCACUGGUCUAUCCCACACCCAAUGGCCUCCAGCACUGCGUGCAUGUGCUCGGGCUGCCACCCGAUGUCCAGACCAUACAAUGCCCCUAUGCCGAGGACUCGCCCUGCGACCUGCAGCUGGACAUGGACACUGACGCCGAUAAAAUCGACGACCUUGAGCACAUGAUGCCUAGUGGCAUUGGUCACCAGCGACAUCGCAGAAAGCAUCGGCAUCGGCACAAAAAACGUCAUCGUCAUAAAAAACCCAAGAUACUUGUACAGGAUUUGGAUACAGAAGUUGUUAAGGUAAUCGAUCCACAUGAUCUCUCUCAGCGCGCACGCUGGACAAUUAUUGCAACUGCCUGCCUUCUGUUGCUGAUGUGCCUGAUGCUAAUUGGCGUAACACUGCGGAUGGCACCCAUUAUCGAUGAUAUGGUGCGUCAGGAGAACGAGCGCAGCAUGCGUGAGAAUUUGGAACGCACGCUGAUGAUGAAGAAUCUAACGGAACUCAAUCUGCAGCGCCAGCAACAGUUGCUGUAUCAGGCACAGCAGCAGCAGCACCAACAGCAAAAGCCAUUAAGAAAGUUGCAGCUGUUGGGCUACGACUAA
Drosophila grimshawi is the source of this 2555-nucleotide messenger RNA. RefSeq lists its product as uncharacterized. The record is from RefSeq and is a predicted model, not a curated record. Lineage: Eukaryota; Metazoa; Arthropoda; Insecta; Diptera; Drosophilidae. The transcript is spliced from 8 exons. Bases 192 to 2555 code for a protein of 787 amino acids.